UACCCAAACAAGAAUAGUUAUCCAAAAUAGUGGUAAGAAUGUAAUUUCGUCAUAUUUGUUGAAGAAUCUUCUUUCUUUGCCUCCUCCAGUCAAAUAUGUCCUGAUUUUGCAACCCCAUCCUAACCCAGCGCAGAAUCUUCGACGGAAGAAGUAUCGAUCGAGAGAAAGACAACGAAAACGCCAGACCCAAAGGGUACCGUGGUUAGCCUUGCUUUUUACAGCUGCCCCUAGCUCACACUAUGGUGGAGGAAGUGACAUGAAGAUGUCUGCUCCCCUCCACCUCCUUUUAACAUUUUUGGGAUGCUGGUGUGAUGAUAGAAGUCACAGAAUACAACUCAAUUGACAAUAGUGAAUCCAACUCAGUGGUAAAUUGGCCAUGGUUGGUAACUGAGAAAUAUGUUUUUAUUUGCAAGUUGAAGUUGAAUGAAGUGAAGCACUUGCAUUGUAUGGACAUCAAAACACUCAGCGAAGAGGCUUCUUUGGAGCUGGCCCGAGAGUUGCUUAUAGCAAUCUCUCUCUGUGUACCGGAAAAAGUACUGAAUUUGGUUGCAUCUGAAAAUCUUAACAAUGGCAAUGGGGCUGUGGUAACUAAUUCUGAUGAAGAUGAAGAGCUUAGGUCAAAACUGAUCUCAAUUGCCUAUGCCCAACCUCCAGAUGCCAGUGCAUAACCAGUGAGAGACACAUGAGAAUUAGCUUGGACAAUUAUAUUUGUCAUGGCUGAUUCCUGUUAAUAAACUCCUUUGGUUGUAGUCUUGUAGAACCUGAAACCUGUAUCACAUGCAUUUGAGCGACUUUCUCUGUGGUCUGUGUUUAUGAUGUUGUCAGCAUAAAGAGAAUAGUAUAAAUAUAUGUACCGUGGUAUAAGCCUUACAAACACAUGGAACCUUUUCUUGUGGAAAUGGACAGGGCCUCUCUACAUUUGCUUGAUUCGGUGAGUUUGGUAUGGUUCAUGCUAAACAAGUAGUGUUUUGCUUGCUGGAUUGUUUUUUUGAGUUAAAAUCAUGAUGAUUCAUAUUCAUA
This is a messenger RNA of Camellia sinensis, 1020 nucleotides long. Lineage: Eukaryota; Viridiplantae; Streptophyta; Magnoliopsida; Ericales; Theaceae. The record is from RefSeq and is a predicted model, not a curated record.